GAUGUAUUGAAGACACCUAUAGUUAUUGCUGACGUGCAGGAUGCAACAUCUAUAUCAAAUAUGUGCAAGAGGGCAAAACUUAUAUUGAACACUGUUGGACCAUAUAAAUUGUAUGGAGAAGCAGUGGUAUCAGCUUGUGUUGAAAACGGAACACAUCAUGUGGAUAUUAGUGGUGAAUUUCAUUAUUUAGAAACAGUUCAAGCAAAAUACUUUAAUGCAGCGAGAGAAAAAGGAAUAUAUAUUGUGGAAGCAUGUGGCUUUGACAGCAUUCCUGGUGAUUAUGGCAUCUCAUUUUUAAAGAAAAAUUUCCCGGGGGAUUUAAAUUCUGUUGAGUAUUUUGUUGAAAUAGGACAAGGUUCUGAGGGAAGGAGUACAAACAUAGGAACAUUUCUGUCUGCAGUUGACUCUGUGAGGGAUAUACUUAAAGCUAAGAAGUAUGACGCAAUGCUGAAACAAAGCGUUUUUAAAAAGGACAUGGUGAAAAGCAAUUAUUCUAUUCCAUGGAGGUUUCCCCUAUUUUAUAGUGGUGAGAUGAAAGGCUGGUGUUUUUGGUUUCUCGGGCCAGAUGAAAGAGUAAUUAAAAGAAGUCAAAUGUUUCGUAAUGAGUAUCUCAAUGAGAAACCUGUACAAAGUAAUGGCUAUGUAAAGACUCCUUCAUUGACUACUGCUCUUUUUAUUCUGCUGUUCGCUGGCCUUUUUGCAUUUUUAUCAAUGUUUUCAUUUGGAAGAUCCCUUCUAUCCAAGUACCCAUCCUUUUUCACUGCUGGAGCAUUUACAAAAACUGGACCUACUAGGAAACAAGUAGAACAAGGUACAACAAAACUCACAUUCUUUGCUGAAGGUUGGAAGGAAAAAUUGUCUGAACCAACUGAUCAACAUGCAACAGCCCCCAACACAAAGCUAAAAAUGGUCCUUUCUGGUCCAGAACCCGCCUAUGCCCUGACUUCUAUGUGUAUGGUUCAUGCUGGAUUAGUAAUUCUUGAGGAAAACCAUAAGAUGCCGUUAAAUGGUGGUGUUUUGACUCCUGGUGUUGCUUUUGAAAACACAACUCUAUCUGACCGACUUCAGAAACGUGGCAUGGUUUUUAAGAUAGAGAAAUAACAACAUUUGCUUCAGAAAUAUUUGCUGUUUCUCUUCCCUUUUUGAUGAAGGAUAUGUAACGAUGAUUUUUUCUGCAUGUUUUGUUUCUGUUGAAUUUCUGAAUUAUAAAAAUACUGUUUAUAUUCUAGAAUGAUCAUGUGACUUUUCCUUUAAAAAAAUAUUAGUAUUUAAGAUUGAUUAAAUUUGAUCAAAAGAUUAAUCUUAUCUUUAAUGAAUUACAAAUGGUCCAAGUAUAAUAUUUUGAAAAUAUUUUUGUUAUUUGAUAUAAUUCUGAGUGCUCUAGUUUUCUAGUACAACCCUCUACCUUUAAACAUGAAACCUUAGGAUUGUCAUACCACACAAGAGGUAGGGUAAAUCCCAACUAUGGCAAGGGUCGAACACAGACUAUUUUUAUAUUACUAAAAUUUUUCCUUUAAAUUGAUCUUUAUAGAAUUGCUUAUUUUUAUAUAACAAUUCAGAGGAGCAUUUCUUGAUUGUUUUCCCCCAAAAAUCCCUUUUCAAAACUUUUAUUCAUUGUUUUAAGUUUAGUUUACCCUGAAAUGCUUAGAAAUUAGAAUGGAUUAUAUUUCAUCAUAGACAAAAACAAUAUGGAUUUUCCACAAUAGUUUAUGUUACAAGUGUUGUUUUAAAGUUUAUGUUUCAAGGUCAUUCCAUUUUUAAAGCAUAAAUAUUUACUUGUUUUGCAUGUUAAUGAUAAUUUUGUUUUUAUUGUGUGUGUGCUAUAAUCAUGUGAUGAUGGAAAACUUUUAAAUAGCUGUUUUCAUGUAAGUAUUACAAUAUUUUUAUACUUGAUAUUUCUUUCAUUGAAUGUUUAAGAAUGAAACAUGGUGAUUAAACAAACAUAACAAAUGAGUAAAUUUACAAAAAUUCCAUGUAUCAAUGAAUGGUGAUAUGUCAAUGUGAUAUCUUUAAUUCAGCUAUUUUUUGUAAUACAUUUGACCAGUUUUCUCAGGGAAUAAGAUUUACAAUAGAUAAAACUUUCACUGGAGUUAAAAAUGUGUUGAGGAUGAAGCAAUGUUUCAUAGCUUUCAGUAAAACACCUAGCCAAAUUAUGAGGAAAUUAUAGCUUGCACAUGGGUCGAAGUGGUCCUAUAUAUCCUAUAUUUCCUAUAUUUUCAAAAAAAGCAUCAAAAUCGUCCUAUAUUUCCUAUAUUUUUGAAAAAUGUCCUAUAUUUCCUAUAUUCCUGUUUUUUUAUCCAAUUUAUUUCUUUAAAACAACAGUAAAUAAACUAUCUGACUUCGGAUUUUUCGUCGAAAGUAUGUUUGCAAACGAAUUUCAAAUUAAAAAACGCAACUGACUAAAUCCUGCAACAAGCAUCUUCUCUCAUUGGAGCAAUAUGAUGUCACUGUAGUGGGUGGAGUUUCGAGAACGAAGUCUGAAGUCGGUAUUAGAAUUUUGUCUUUGGCAACAGCCGUUUGUUUUGUUUUCCAGCGUGGUUUUUGUUUUUGCUGGUAUAUUUUUGUGUUCUGUGCAUUUUCUGAUCAAAAUGUUCUAAUAUUCUUUUUGUAAUCUUUUCUUUUUGUGGAAUUUUACAGCACAAAAUAUCUGUACAUUUGUGCUACAAAGCAUUGGUUAUUUCCGGUUAGUUCUCAACACAUACCGGUUUUUAUUUAUUUAUUAAUAUAAAUUAUAUUUGUGUCACUUCUGUCCCUGCAAAACUUGUGAGUUGCUGCAUUAAUUAUCAAUAGAUUUCACUUUGUUCACAUUUUUUUUUUUUUUUGUCUAUAAAGUACACUGUUUUUUUCAAAAAUUAUUUUUUCAACUACAGGAAAGUCGUUUCAGGAGUAAGUUAUAAUUUUAUUUGAGGGUUUCUUUUUAAACAAAAUCAUUGAUAAGAGUAACUAAAUAAUAUAUAUAUAUAUAUAUAUAUAUAUAUAUAUAUAUAUAUAUAUAUUAUUUCUUUUAUCAUUGCGAAACAAUUCAUAUAAUGUGUCCUAUAUUUGUCCUAUAUUUCCUGUGGAAAAUGUCCUAUAUGCGACAAGUCGAUCACUUCUACCCCUGCUUGCAAGUCCGUAGAUUUUUUCCUUUUUUUAAAGUCUUUUCCUUGGUCAAAAUUAGCUUCUGCUGAUAUCAACAAAACUUUUCAAUAGUGACAUUUUAGGCAUUUUACGACCCCUAAAUCCAGUAACUGAAAUGUUGUUGAAAAUUUUUAAGGUUUUUAUUUUAUUCUUUAGCUAAUUUGUGUAUGUGAAUGAACUGGAUACUGUUCAAUGAAUAAAAUCAAUUGCCUUAUCU
This is a messenger RNA of Uloborus diversus, 3337 nucleotides long. RefSeq names its product saccharopine dehydrogenase-like oxidoreductase. The record is from RefSeq and is a predicted model, not a curated record. Gene Ontology annotation, cellular component: lipid droplet; mitochondrion; plasma membrane. Lineage: Eukaryota; Metazoa; Arthropoda; Arachnida; Araneae; Uloboridae. Gene Ontology annotation, biological process: glycolipid biosynthetic process. The transcript has 11 exons. Bases 61 to 1101 code for a protein of 346 amino acids.